AUGGAAGGCAUCAUCCCGUUCAUCUUCAAGGUUAUAGCGCAGUACAAACAAGAAGGGCAGGCCGCCUCCUUCGCUGGCAUGGCCUCCGACGAUUCUGUCGAACCCUCCCCGGUGUCGUCAUCGUACGUGCUCCUGCCUGGUGACUCCUACGGGCGCCACCGCGACGAGAGGGACGACGGCCGGCAGCUCUGCCCGACGUCCGUGGACUCCGAGGCCGUCACCACCUGCACCGCGAGACCGUCUCCGCUCCGAUGCUCGACGCUGCGCCGGCGAGCCUAG
Messenger RNA from Miscanthus lutarioriparius, 279 nucleotides. The record is from the annotation of a GenBank genome assembly. Lineage: Eukaryota; Viridiplantae; Streptophyta; Magnoliopsida; Poales; Poaceae.